Messenger RNA from Diachasma alloeum, 10223 nucleotides. Its product is annotated as KICSTOR complex protein SZT2. Gene Ontology annotation, cellular component: peroxisome. The record is from RefSeq and is a predicted model, not a curated record. NCBI's taxonomy places the organism in Eukaryota, Metazoa, Arthropoda, Insecta, Hymenoptera, Braconidae. The transcript is spliced from 8 exons. The coding region runs from base 309 to 10091 and encodes 3260 amino acids.
UCCUCCGUCUGUCUCCUCCAUAUGAGCCCUAAGCCCCACUCACAGUGCAUAAUAAAUAAAAUUCUAGGUUAUGUACUGUUAUCACCAGUUAAUCUCCGCCAAAAGAAAAAUAACUCAUUAGUGACCUUUGCACAAGUACCCAAUCAAAUGGCAAUUUUCUGUUUAUCACUGUGCAUUGAUUGUGCUCGGUGUCUCGAGCCAAUACCCAACAUUUCAUUCAUAACGUAGUGGUGUUUAGAGUCAGGGAAAUGUAAAUAAACAGUUGUUUUAGUAAAUUAAGAGUUAAAUUAAGUGUAGAUAGUUAAUCAAUGAUGGAUAGUCCCGAGGGCGAGACGCAGGAGAGGCCCAUCCUGGAGGCGGGAACUGUGUACCUCCUGAUGAAGAAGGGAUUUCCGAUAUCUCGAAAUGUCAGAGCCCAGUGGAUCCUGGAGCACCUGGACACUGUGAUAAGCAUUCAGACCCAGAGGCACGAUCGGCACGAUCCUGACGAGACCCCAGAGCUGGAGAUAGUCUCGAUAAUCCCGAAGGACCACUCGUCCCCCUGGAGUGACGACACCUGUCACGAGUACCAGUACAGAAUCACCUCGAGUUCGUCAGUGGUAUUUCUCGCCCACAAGUACCGAAUGGUCUUCUGCCUGGACCUGAGCCCCUCCUUGGGGACCAUUGACAUCCAGCGAGGGGAGGUGGUGAUAGACGAGGUCUGCAUGGCGACCAAGCAGUGCCUGGAGAACGUCUCCAGACCAUUCACCAUUCCUGGGACGAAGAGGAGCCUUCGACCAGAGAUUUACGUCACGAUAAUCGUGCACACCCCCUUCUUCACGAAUCCAGCGCAGCAGGUGCUGGUCCAGAGCUGGCUGAUAACCUCUGAGAACAUUGUUUAUCUUAUGCAGUUCAUCGAGAAGCGCCUGAAUUCCUUGGAGGAGAACAUCGCGAGGGCAGAGGCCGAGAGAUUCUCCUCUGGGAUCUUCGAGGACGAGGUGUCCACCAUGGGGAUGACUUUGAACUCGUCUCAUUCCCUCAGUAAUUUGUCUGUGAUCUCCCCUGAAGCCAGCUUCAUCAACAUGCUGAGGUACGGAAUGCUGGCGCUGGCUCUCCUCCCAGAGCACAGCUGUGCCCACCUGGUGAUCGUGUCCGACGGAAUAGUCGGCAUUUCCGACGUCUACGUCCUGGACUCAAUCGUCCAGCAGUUGCGGGCCUCGACGAUAGCCUGCAGCUUCCUCCACCUUGGAAGUGCCUACCACCCUCACUGCGCCAACGGUCUCGUCCCCUACCAAGACAUCCUCUGCUUCCUGGCUACAGCGACCCUCGGCUGCUACAUGACCUUCAUCCCUCAGUUCUCCAGCCACGAGGACAUGAACAUCUACCACAGGAACUUCCUCUGCUGGCAGUUAUACAGAACAGUCCCCAGCGAGCACCCGAUGAAAUCCAACUACUGGCAGACCGACAACUCUCUGUUCUACGGUCACCAGCCCCAGCUCCUCAGGAAGAAGCAGAUCGACAACAAGGUCACCUGCACCCUGAGCUCUCUCCUCUGUUGUCGAUUGAGGGACGGAUACUUGAUCAAGAGAAUGUCCCUGAGGGACGGAAACGUCGAGAUCUGCUUCAUCCUCCCCUGGAAGACCCACGUCUUCCUCGAGUACUUCAUCUCGAGUUCCUGGCCCCCGAGGUCAGUGGCCACCUGCAACACAAUCCAGUACACAAUAACCGUGGAAGCCCCUUACGAAUUCCUCCACGACAUCACCUGCCUCUCGAAGAAGCCCCUGAAGUCCCAGUACAGACAGAACGUUGUGUCCAGGUUCUGGGCGACCUUGAGCUCUCUCACAGAGAAUGACACCAUGUUGGAGCACUUCAGCUGGUUCCCAGAGCCCGGCUGGACCUGGUACAACGUGCCAGACACCAUCAGGAGUGGGAUUCCAGUGUUCUAUCUGCCAGCUUAUCCCCUGGCCACUGCUGUCCAACUGAGUGAUGCUGUCUGCCCUCAGUUUGGAAAGAUCUGGAAGCCAGUGGCGUCACUGGACUCGAACCAGUGGGCACGCUGGAUGCACUCCCAGAGGGUCACACUCAUCCUAACUCACGACAGACCUCUCCCCAAGUACCUCCAUCAGGCCAAUCAGAGUGGGAGGUUCCAGUGCAUUCAGUGUCGUCAGGGGGCUGCGGUGCUCUAUGCAAUGCUCAAGAACUGGGCGACCUUCGUGCUCGUGGAGAACCACACGUACGUCCAGUUCAUUUAUAGGGAGCCGGAGAAGCCCCCCGUGUCCUUCUCGGUUAUUAGGAUCAACUCGAAGGCACUUUGCGUGGUUCUCCAUGUUGCUUUCGCUGGGGGGACUGAAGGCGUCGUCAGGCACAACGUGGUGAUGGAUCUGGUGGAGAGACUCUCGAAGCUGACCCUGCCUAAUAGGCCCACCGAGAUGAGGGAGACCCCUUGCUGCACCAUUAUUCAUAAGUCCUUGGAGAGGAUUCUCAUUAGGUAUGAGAGGAUGCCCACGGAUUUUAAUACUGUCGUUUUUCCCGACGGGACGCAGCCGAUUGCCAAGAGUGCUCAGGCUCCUGGGGGGGUCCUCACAACGACUUUAUCCAGGUAUUUAUUCCAUUUCCGGUGGCUCUGGAAUGUCAAACGACCGGUUAUCCAGACGAUUCCUGGGAUAGUUGUGCCGAGGCUCAAUAUCACUGCAAUUGCGAGGAUUCUCUCGACCAUCACCAAGAUGCGACUCAAUGAGGGGUUCAAUUUUGCGUACUCCGCUGCGGGGAUCAUUAAUAUGGUGCUGGAGGUGGAGAUGCUCGGGGCGAUGAACGAGUACCAUCCCUGCGUAAUCCAGUAUAUAAUUUUUCCACCGCACACUAUUAGCAGCCCCAGCAUGGAGAGGGACAGUGAGUCUGAAGAGGAUAGCGACGAGGGAACCGCUGAUGGAGAAGCUGGGAACGAUGAUAAUGAGAAUUCGGGGGAUUAUCAGAUUGUCACUGAGGUGUGGGUUGAGCCACAGUGUGGCAGGGUCAAGGCUGGACAUCCCACGGGGGCUUAUAUGGAUGGACUGAGCUACCAUCAGUUUCCAGAUGCUAUAUCCCGAAUCGACGAGGAGUGCAUAAACGCCCUUUUGACUCUAGAGCACUUGAGCUUGCUGAGUCAGGUUGAGGCGCGCGAGGGCAGUGUCGAUCCGACGAAUGGAUACCAGUACCAGAAUAAUCUGUAUAAUCAGGGUAAUCGGGGGCCCUCACGACGGACUUCCGUUAAUAACUUCACUCAAUCGAAGUCGUUUCUCAAUACGCCCUCCAGGGAUGACAGUAUCGAUCAUAAAUUAUUUAAUUUCGAUGCCCUGAGUAUUCUUCCCAAGUGCCAACAAGCUGAGUUGCUGUUCUCCAUGUUCGCUGAUGGCCCGUCAUUCCCCGAAGACGGUUCGGAGAACACCAACAGCAUUCUCCUCGAGAAUCUGAUGGACCACAUGAAGCACCUCCACAACAAAGAGAUCCUGCUGACGGCCUCCGAAUGCCAGGACUUCACAGCGAUGCUCUGCACCCGUCCCCGAGAGGGCACCUCCCCGCUGCCCUUCUCCCCAGAUCUCACCGAGAAGCAGAAGAACUCGAUAAGAUGGCGCUGCUUCAUCAAGGGCAUCAGUACAACCCACAUAAUCCUGACGCUGCUCCCCUCGACGGAAAGAGACGUCCGAACGCUGUUGAACCCUCCCCAGAAGCACCGCAAGUACUCCCGCGAGAAAUCCCUGGAAAAGCUGGACAAGCUCUCGCCAUCGGAGGAGAAGGCCAUCUCCUCGUGGUUCAGCACUCCCAAGAAAUUCGAGUUCGACUCGAGCAUCUCCAGUCGAACGCCGACAACCGAGAGCACCCCAAAGGCAGACAGAAGACGCAGAGUCCCCUCAGGAGGGCCCAAACCAGGCCUAAUCCUCCCGAUUUACGUCUACGACUGCUCCCUAGCCCUCCUCAUCGAGGUCAUCAUCAACAAGUUCACCUCCCCCAGGUCCAAAGACAUCUACCAGAACAACACAUUCUCAGUGGGUCAUCACAUCCACGAGGACUUCGUCCACCUGAAGUCCUCGAACGACUGCAAAUCAGCGUCCCCAGAGCCCAAGAGCGAGGACUCUGACAAUGGAACUGACCAGAGGAGCCUCCUGGAGCACUGCAAGCUCCUGAACUUGGCCCACUGCCACUGCUUCGUCGUGGCAGUCUACAAGUCCCUCUCCCUGCAGCUCCAGCUGUCCUACGAGGACAUGGAGGCCGCUGUGGAGCAGUGCGAAGAGUCCCUCAUCGAGAUCAACAUAACAAACUACCUGAAAACAGUCUGCAAGCACCUGAAUCCAUCGGCUUCCCCCAGCAAGUCAGACCCCGAGGACUACACGAGCUCCACCUGCGUGGAGUUCCAGCCCCUCCACAACCUGAUUCGAGAGAAAUUCAGGAGGAUCAUCCAGGUGGCGUUCAAACCAGUCCCAGCGCAUCCAGAGUUCUACUACUGCUCGCCCCUUCACAAUGCCGACAGGCAGAUGGAGUUCCACAGGUCUGACAGUGAUGACGACCUGGAGGAGGGCUUCACAUUCCCCUCGGAACUCGAGUGCAAGCUGGAUGGACAAAUGAAGACUGUCUCCUCCAAUGGCACCUGGACCAUCUCCAACCUGAGGGAUGAGGUCAAGCUCUCCAGCUACGACUCCACCGAGUCCCUCAUCAGUGAUCUUCGUGAGGACGACCGCAACUCCAAGGAGCAGCCACUCUUUCUCCAGCUGAAUUGCUCGGUCCACUCGCGAUCCAACUUCUCCAGCAUUCCUGUGAAGCUCCUCCCCACGUGCUUCGCCGAGCUGCAGCAGCACCUUGAGGACUGCAACGUCUCAGACUUGGACAAUGUGAAGAUAACUUUGGACAUAAUCUGCCUGAAUCUCCCUAGGGAGGUGCUGGAGGUGAGCCUGGAGCGUGUGGCUCUGAGGACGACGUCCUACUGCAGUGCCUCUCCAGUGGGAAGUCUGAAGACUGAGAGUGAGAGCAGUCCUGGGAACGACACGGCUUUGUCAGAGGAUUUACUGUUGCGAGAACGAAUUGCUCAUCUGCCUCAUCAUCAGCACGACGCCAUUUCCACCCUGAGAAUGGAGAUCGAGUGGCUCCUGAGGGACGAAGUGGCAACGGCGCUGCUGGAUAGCACACCUCCAACAGAGGAGACCCUGGAGUUCGUGGCUAAACACGUGUCGGAGUCCAGUGGGAGGACCAGCUGUCACAUAGAUAAAGUUCCCCUGCAGUUCGUCUUCCCCUCGAGCAACAGUGCCCCCAAGUUCCACGAGGAGCUCAUAAAGAUGGAGGUGGACAGGUACAUGAUAAAGCAACUUGAACGAUUUCUAUAUUUCGUUAAAGACGAGAGGACAAUGGGCCAUGCAGAGAGCUGCAUCGAAACGAAAUUGGAGAUGAAUGAUGAGGACAGGUCGACAGUGGAGCUGGACGAUUCGGACAGUCCCCAGGACGUCAACAGCAGGACCUCGAGGCAGGAUUCUGGCGACCCCCCAGGGUGUCAUUCAGAGAUCUCAAGCAUUGGUGAGGGCCACCCGGGGACCGACGACGGCUACGAGGGGGACAGCAGCAACUCCGAGGACGACUGCUGCUGGCUGGUGGACCUGGACAAACGACGAGACACUCUCCCCAACUUCUGGCUGAUCCUCCAGGUGCACAAGAGCCACGUGAACGUUUACUUCCACUGCAGAUUUCUGGAGUUCGCCUCUCCUGAGGUGGACAGGUAUACGCAGGUCCAGAAGAUGGUGGUGGCGCAGAUAACAGCGAUCUGCAGGAGGGUCAAUCAGUACCUGUUAUUGGAGAGCCUCCACGAUACGAGAAACUGCGACUCUCUGCUGGAGCCAGAGUCCCACGAGGACCACAACUGGAGGGCAGACUCGACGAGCGAAUCAGGAAUGAUCCCCAAGCACGAGUCAGUAGUGAACAUGACCCCUGGCAUGUUCAGGUGCUCAGUCGUCUGGGAAGUCCCCUUCUCCCUCCACCCUAGGCUGAAGACAGGGCCUGGGAGAUCGGGAUUGUCCAGAGGGAUCAAGGCACUUCACGUUGUGCUGAGCAGAUUCUCAGUCAACAACAGAAACAACAUGUUCAUUUAUCGCGAGAACAACUCCAAUGUCUUCUACCUUCGCCUGCACGAGCAGACUGGGGAUGGAAAACCACUGCAGAAUAAAUUAUCCGAGUCUGAUGAGAAACUGAUGGUCUCCAGGAGUAGCAGCAUCGCUUCCUUGUCUCAGCCGAGGACUCCUGGGGUGCAGCAGGACCAGUCGAGGGUGGACGACACCAGACCGAGGGUGAGAUCCUUCGGGGAGAAGGACUCUGAUUAUCUCAGCAAGUGCGACGACUCGAUCGUCCUGAUGGUGCAUGGAAUAUCAGAGCCCGGGGUGGAGGUGAGGCAGGACCUGGUUCAGGUUCUACACAACCGGCUGGACGACGCCGUCUUGGAGGUGCUCUCUGUGAUGCUAGCUAGGAACCCAAUGUGCAAAUUAACUCCAGCAGACGUUCACUUCAUUCAGAAGCCCUACAGAUCCCCCGAGAGCUACGUGCAGUUCUCGAUCCAGCCUUAUUACUCGUCACACAUGAACGCCCUCGCCUACUACCUCAGGCAGAACGUUCUCCAGUUCCUCUACAUCCCUAAGUACACGGAUCCCAGGGGGCACUAUCACUUCCAGGACUACUCCCAGCCCGAGGGGUCCAACAAACGAGUCCCAGAGACCGACAUCUUCCUCAACAAUCAGAGCCAGUCGAGUGGCAACAAGGGGAUCGCCUGCAUCGCCAUGGCCAUCUCCAAGGACGUCAACGAGGCCGACUGUCUCCUGGAAUUCCCUGGGCACCUGUCCCCCGAGGAGUUCAAGGACGUCGUCUCCACGAAUUCUUACGAAGGGACUAGCUCCUGCACGUUGUCAGGUUCUCCAAUAGAGUUCAGAGUCUGGAGGCAGGGGAGAGUGUAUCUGGAGACACUGGUGGAGAAGCUGAGGGCUGCCAUUAAAUAUGCGACGUGGGACCUGGUUGUUGAGUACCGUCUCCUGCCUGUGCCCCUGACUGUUGUUGGGGGUGAGGGGAAGAGCGAUCUGAAUGAGGGCUCAGAGGGGGAUUCCCCGAGGAGAGAAUCUCAGAGUCAUCGACGAAUGGGGGUUGACGAGCUUGGGGAAGAGGGGGAGCUCCACGAGAUCUACCACAGGACACUUCCCUCCUGGUUUCAGUUCGCUCUGGACAUGGGAGUGCCUUCGGUGAAGAAACACGUCGUCAGUAUUCAGCACCGACAUCCCAUUCCCACCAUCGUCGGGGAGCUGCAGAACUUGAUACGAAUCAAUGCCCCUGAGACCUCCACGAGGAGUUUUGUUUUGAGACAGACACAGCCGUUUGUCGUUGAUGAUUCCAUCGAUGAAUCCAUUAGAUUACCAUUUAGGGGGGAUAAUGACCCAGGAGGAGGCCAGAAGAAGGCCAAGAGAGGGGUUGACAGUGAUGAGAAUGAAAAAAUAAUUUAUGUGCCAUAUGAAUUCCCUCAGGAGGACCAGAGAUCCUUCACGAAAGCAGUGGUGGUGGCGAGGAACUUCAACCAGUGGAAGGCAUCCUUCAGUGAAGUGCCAGACCCCGAGUCCCUGAUCCCGAAGGAUCAGAAGCUCCUGCAGAAGUUCAACCCCCUCAUCCAGGAGUCGAGCUUCAUCCCCAGGCAGCGACUGCUCCUGGCGCAGGUGGAGAGCCACCAGGUGGUGAUGUACAUGUACAACUGGUCGAAGGAACGAUCAGAGAAGCUGAUUAAACAGACGACGAGCCUGGCCACCUGGUUGUCCUCCAGAUCCAUCUUGUUCUCGAGCAUAACACUUCAGAAAUUGGGGGUGUUUCAUCAUCAGUCGUUGGACAGUUACCACCACCGGGAGGACCACCCCCAGUACCAGAUAUCGGACCUCGAGAGCCUCGCAAAGUUCCCACUGACAGCAGAGGGGAAGGAGUGGCCCAGGAGAAGUGGGCAACUGAUGAAGUCAGUCCCUCAGUACUCCUGGGAUCGAAUGCUGGGGCAGGUGAUGAGAGACGCCAGACCUACAAUGCAGUACCCUCCGAACACCACAGACCCAGUGGUGAAGGGCAUCUACGACCUCCAGGACCUCUACCAAAGAGAGAGGAAGGCCAAAGAAGACUUGACGAAAUUGUACUCCAUGUGGCAGAGCAGGAGUGCAGCCCCCAGCAUCCCCAUGCCAGCGCUGACCCUCCAGACAUUCAAACAGUACUCUCGACUGAUCCACUACUGUCACACCCCAAUCCUCUUCCUGCCCCAGUGGCGGCUCCAGUCAGCAGCGACGAGGGACCACUCCCUAACUCCCCCAUCCUCAAUCUCCCCAAUCGGCUCUCAAGUCUCCCAGCUCUACAAAAAGCUGGACAAACACUCCGAGAAGGCUGUCGACUCCUGGCACCAGGAGCUCUGCGCCUCGAUGCUCUCGGAGUACAAGCAGUACCUCCAACUCCUGGGGUUCCACCCUGUCCAGAUCGACGGCGAAAAGAGCAAUCCUGACGACCCCCACCAGGUCUGCUACCUCAAAAAGUCCAUGCUGGGUGGGAUUCUGGUCUUCGAGAUUCAGCUGUCAGAGCCCUUCUUCAUCGUCAAGCUCCACAUAAUCGAGUGCAACAGACUCCAGACGAAAUCCAGCACUGGAUCAGUGAAUCAAUUCAUGUCGAGUUUCAUUGAUGCCUGUGACAAAAUCAAGAUCAACAUGCAUCUUCACUCUUUCACGUAUGACUUUCACCUUCGAUGCAUUCACUCGUACAUCGCUGGGACUGGCCAGUGGUCCCUGCAACAGGGCUACCACCUCACCCAGUUCCUGGACGACUUCAUCAAGUACUACAGCAAAGCCCCCAAUUUCGCUAGGAACCUGGUCUACAGUGAUGUUGUUAAUGUCAGCAGCUUGACGACUCCAGCCCACACUCUGUACUCGUACCUGCUGUCCCACGAGAAGACCUAUGGGAUGCAGGUCUUCGGGAUGACGAGCGACUCCCAGGACACGAGGGACAGCGAGUACGUCCUGGUGAGGCUCCAGAGCACGCCCCUGGUCAGCUACUGCGAUGCACAGGAUACCAAGUACACUGAUGACUUCACUGUUGCUCUGAUCGUCUCCAAGCAGGAUCAGCCGCCCCAGAUCGAGAAGACGGAGAUCAGUCUCAAGUUCUACCUGAUAUUAACCAGCAAGAGGGAGCUGUAUCCCAAACGAGAGGUGGAGAACAACAAAUUGGGAAAGUUCAGGACUGUUUACAGUGUUGUGAAGACAACGGCAGGUGGUCAUGUGGAGAAUUACCUGGAGUCUGGGCCAACUACGCCAGUCCCAUCGUCGGAGAAGGGUCUCAAGGACGACAGCAACACGGAUUCAGAGUAUACAGAGAGCAAUUCUGACUCUGUGAGCUCAGUGAGGGAGAAUCCCAAGAAUGAUCAUGAGGAGGAGAAGAGGGAGAUGGCACCAACACCUCCACCAGUGCCCACCUCUCCUCUGAUGAGUGCCAGUGCUGGAAACACCCCCGAGUCCCCUCACUUCAUGCAGAUUCGACAGGAGUCGGUGAAUUAUCUGGGGUAUUACUCGUCUCAUGAGCAGCUGAUGCAGCAGCUGAUCAUUUCUCAGGCGAAGGCUGCGAGGCAACACAUCACCAACAUGAUUGAGAGGGGAACGCUGCAUUGCAGGACUCAUCUUCUGUGGAAUAAGCUUCUGGAGAACAAGUCCACGAUGAGUUAUAAUGAGUUCAUGGAGCUCAAGUCACUGGCUAAAGCUGAAACACUUUCUGCCCUGGAUGCCAGGCUCAGUCCUCUCGUCAAUCAGCCCAUUGGGUGGUACCAGACACUCGCGAAGGUCCUGCAGAAUAAGUAUCAGGAGCAUCACAAACAGUUUAGCACGCCCGAUGGCAAUGUCACUCAUCAUUUGAUACUCCAUCCUAGCUAUCUGCAGGCCUUCAUGAUGCUGACCAUUGAUCUGCAUACGUCCAGGGGGGAACUCUACGCAGUCUACCGUAAAUCAGCUGAAAUAACAAGUUCUCCCUUCAACCUGUGUGAAAUUCACAAUCUGAUCGAGGGAUUCGUAAACGCCUGUUGUUUCCACCUGUGGAUGGGUCUCUACAGUCAAUAACAAUACGUAAAUCAUCUUAUAACUCAUGGCUCGCCAGCAGUAUCUAUAAGAAAUUUUUGUUCAUUUGUAAAAAACUGUGUCUCAAUUAUCGUGUGCAUCUGUAAAUACGAAAUACAUAAUAUAUUUUCUUGU